AUGCCCAUUUGCAUCGAAUGCUCCUAUCCGGUCUCGCACCUGUACAGCACCUACAGUCGGGCCGAUGACCGCUCGCUGGGGAAGGGCGUGCGAUUGACGCAAUGUCCACGCUGCAAGCGCUUCGCCGACAAAUACGUCGAGCAUGACUUUGUCGUGAUAUUUAUCGAUCUGGUCUUGAUCAAACCGCAGGUUUAUCGCCAUUUGCUCUUCAACCGGCUCGGCCGAGACGACAACAAGUUUGAUCGCUCUAUUAUCCGCCUCGGAAUCCUCCUGCUCCUCUUUGACGUCUAUCUGACCUGGGCCCGCAUCGAGAAAUCCCCCUCACUCGCUUCGACGUUUCUGUCGCGCGCCCCGAUUGUCGUCCAAUACCUCUUUUUCCUGAGCCUGAACGCGCUUACCACCCUCGCUCAUCACCUUACCGUCCGUCUGCUGGCGUCUGUUCUGGCCCCGAAACCCCGCCAGUGGUAUGAUGGACCAGCACCACCAGCAGCAACCACCGCGACUACUACCACAACGAAUGGAAGUACGGUCGAGACCCCCCUCGCUUCAGACCCGUCGACGCCGGUGCUCCCUUUGUUCCCUGCGUGUUCCUCCUCCGUAAGCCUGCCGACACAACAGCUUUGGAGGACGCCCAGCUUCUCGACGAGUCCUACCAGACCUAUUUCGACUAUUUCGAACGAAAACAUUGAGAAUGGAAAUACAGCGGCGGCAGCAGCAGCAACGCUCAGUCCCGGCGCCCAGCUUCCUCCCCCCACCACUCCUCUGGGAUCGCAUUCGCCGACGUUUGGCCCUCGCCGUCCUUCUGCCGCGCUGAUCCAGCCCGUCCGCCCGCUCCCGCCCCCGUUCCCCGCCAGCCCGACGGCCAUCAGCACCGCUCUUCUCGUCAGCAGCUCUGCGAAGCUCUUCCCUAUCCUCCUUGUCAUCUGGGGACCGGACGGGAGUGGGAAUAGUAUGCAGGUAACCAAGUCAUCAACGGCAGUGCCCGAUCUGGCGGCUCCCAUGUCUACUGCCCCGGUAACUACGGCGGUAACGACGAUGGCAAACAUGCUUCUUUCAAGCGCCACGUCGAAACACACAGCCGCCGCCGCCGCGAGUGCCAUUCCUGGCAGCCAUUCUAGUCUGUCGUCGUCGUCGUCGUCCCCGUCUUCCUCCUCGUUCUCCGUCUUCGAAUGGCCCGCCAAACUGGCCCUGUCGAUGCACGACUCCCCCUCCACGCCGAUCAAGUACCUGGCUAGUCUGGUCCAGCUGCUUGUGCCCGCCCUGUCGCUCAGCGCGGCAGACACGCACCUCGUCUUUCUGAACAAUAUCGAGGCCAUGUACAUCCUGCUGGGAUGCGGGUAUCUGCGGGCCGUGGCACUCGCGGUGGCCGGCCAAGUUGCGCGGUGGGCGGUUCAGAGAGUCAUCUUGGGGGCUGUGGGAGUCAGCUAA
Messenger RNA from Penicilliopsis zonata CBS 506.65, 1428 nucleotides. RefSeq lists its product as hypothetical. Gene Ontology annotation, cellular component: Golgi apparatus; cortical endoplasmic reticulum. The coding region runs from base 1 to 1428 and encodes 475 amino acids. NCBI's taxonomy places the organism in Eukaryota, Fungi, Ascomycota, Eurotiomycetes, Eurotiales, Aspergillaceae. Gene Ontology annotation, biological process: intracellular sterol transport; sterol metabolic process; regulation of plasma membrane sterol distribution. The transcript has 2 exons. The record is from RefSeq and is a predicted model, not a curated record.